CCCUCAAAGUCACGCGCGUUCGACUGCUCCAGUGAAAGACACUGUCCUUUCCGUCUCAUCAAUCAAGACAUUUCUGCCGAAAAGCGAGAGCACGAGCGAAGGUGCAGGGGCAAUUCGACAGAAGGAGAACGAAGUGUGGGGAAUCUCAGCUUUUAUUGAACGAAUAUCGAGGCCAUCAUGGCUACCGGAUUGCCAGCAGGCUGGGAGGUCCGGCACUCGAACAGCAAGAAUUUGCCAUACUACUUCAACCCCAGCACGAAGGAAUCGAGAUGGGAGCCGCCGGCGGACACCGACAGCGAGACGCUCAAGCAUUACAUGGGCCAGUACCACACGGCCAACCUGCGGCAGGAGGGGGUGGCGAACCAGCAAAGUCUUGACGGCAAGAUCCGGUGCGCGCACCUUCUCGUCAAGCAUCGCGAGUCCAGACGGCCCUCUUCCUGGCGCCAGGCGGAGAUCACGCGGUCCAAGGAUGAGGCGAUGGGCAUCAUCCAGGGACACGAAGAGAAAAUCAAGAACGGGUCGACGAGCUUGGGCGAUCUCGCAACUACCGAGAGCGACGACAGUUCCGCACGCAGACGUGGUGACUUGUGAGUAUCUCGCACAGAGCCGUGCGGAAUGCCGCUCUUACCCUGGUGGAACGAGCACAAGCAUGGCUGUGAUUUUGUGCGCCUGCAGCUAACGCGCGUUACAGGGGCUUCUUCGGAAGAGGCGACAUGCAAAAGGAGUUUGAGGAAGCCGCUUUCAACUUGAAGCCCGGCGAGGUAUCGACGGUGGUGCAGACUGCUUCAGGGCUGCAUCUUAUAGAGAGGUAUGUGAACGGAGCGAAUUCCGACCGGCCGCGAUGCCUUUGCACGAUUCUCUACGUCGCGUUGCACCAGGCUGUCGGGGCCCGCAUUUUUGUGACACCCGCGAACUUUGGAUUGACAACAUUUCCUGCAGGCUCGAAUAAUUCCCCCG
Molecule: messenger RNA, 957 nt
Organism: Neohortaea acidophila
Lineage: Eukaryota; Fungi; Ascomycota; Dothideomycetes; Mycosphaerellales; Teratosphaeriaceae
Exons: 3
Coding region: 178-591 (137 amino acids)
Cellular component (GO): nucleus; cytosol
Molecular function (GO): protein binding; peptidyl-prolyl cis-trans isomerase activity
Source: RefSeq, a predicted model, not a curated record